CGCCGGCUAGUAUCGGUUAAACAGGUGACAGAGGUACCUAAUAGCCACCCACGUUUGGUGCUAUUUCGUUUCAUCCCACUUAAGUGUACGUGCGCAGAUGCGUGUGUCUACCUGCAGUUUCCACGAUUUUCACCCUCUCCCUUCGGAUCGUACACUCGCAGUGAUAAACGAGAUGUGAACCAACGCAUGAGCCCGCUCUACUCCAACUGUUAAUUUCAGCAGAGACGCGGUGCGGAUGCGGUAAUUAUUCCAUAUAUUUUACCGAGAAAUGUGUUGCGAAAUAACACCUGGCGAGGUUCACAAAUCCAGCUAUAACGCCCUAGCCAGGAUCAACAGCAUUCCGGAUUAUUGCAUCCGAGUCAGGAAGAGAAAAGACGUCCGCAGUGAAGAAUAUUGACCGCUAAAAUCAGGCUCUGCAAGAAUGCUGCUGUACUGGCUGCUAGUGGUUGGACAGAACUAGCAGAGCAUCGAAGAUCAUAUCAGGGUCUCGCGCCAAGUGCAGAGUGAAUUCGUACGUGACGGAAAAAGUGAGGGUGAAAAAGACUGAGGGAAUAGAUAAAAAGAGAGUCAGUUAAUUAAUAAGAGGGAGAAAGAGAAGUGCGGAGGAGGCUCUAGGCGAGUGACGAAAGCAUAAAAUCUACAGUGAAAAAAUUCUACCCGGUAUAAAGAAGCGUGUAAAUGCCUGUGCCUGCGUACAUUAUUCAACACACUUACCUCCGCGCGGAAGCAGCCAUGCCACGUCGGAGACCCGUUCCGAUGAUGAACAGCCGAUUGGAAGAUGACAUGAGACGUGUAUAUUUUUAGAAACAUUAAAAAUGCCAGGAUUAGCUACAACGGUAUCUCGAGAAGGAUUAUACCAGCCAAGACAAACGGACUACAGUAUCAUCCCGUACGACCUCAGAGAGGCCGACUGCUCGGGUCGAGCUCUGGCUACUCUCGUCGUCGCCUGGGUCGGCGCAGCACUGGUAGCCUCGGUGCUUCUCAAGUGGACACACAUGUGGGUGGCCCUGGCUGUUCUGACCCUGCUCUUCCUCGCUGCCUGCGGCUAUGCAGCCUGCGACGCCCGCAGGACCCACGAAAGGGCCUUGGCAAGGGAGGAACAGCGGCAACUCGAACGACGUCGCCGGAGGGAACAGCAACUGGAGUCCGUCGCCGGCGGGGGGAUCGACAAUUAUCCAGAGAUCAUAAACCCCCCAGAGUACCAAACGUACUGGGUAUCGGACCUGCCACCCUCGUACAACAUGGCAGUGAACACGACGGGCAGCGUCGGCGGAGCGACGUCGGGACCGGAAGUUGAUACCGAGGCGCCGAUCACGGCACCAAGGCUGUCGAACCCGCCACCAUACGCCGUGGCGAUACAGUCGGAGCCGCUGCUUUUGCCGAUCCAAAACGCACUCCAGAGCGGGCUGUGCGGGGGGGAAAUCCAGCCGGCGGUACACGGGGGGUCCCAAAAUACGGGCCCGCAAGCGGCACAGGAAGGCGGGCAGACCAGCUCGCACAGCGGGAAUUCCGGCCUCCCAAACAACCAAAGCAUGAACACGGCCCCCCGAUUUCUGACGCCUCCACCCCCCCUCGUCAGGGACGAAGAUAAGGUCGGCGAGGGGCCCGAUAGUGGGCAGAACACGGGCAGUGUGGCCCAGACGCGAACCCAGUAUUUGGCGUCCAUCAUCAACUCGACCUUCGGCAGGAGCAGGAGGAUCAACAACGGGGACCAGAAUGUUUCCCUAGGAAACGGGCAGACUGAGAGCCAAAACAAUCGCAACAAUAUUAACAAUACCAACAACGUCACCGGGCAACCACCUCAGUACCCUGCACGACUCUCAGACUGAUGAGACGAACAAUGCGUCUUGAAUGGCCGUGUACCGUCGAAUCCCGGAGAUUGCCGAGGAAUUGAAGCAGGAUUGUUUAAUUGUCCCUCACGAGUUUUUAAAUAAUAUACAUAUGUGCUACAUACCUGCAACAUGGACAUCGGAAAGUGGAUAUUUAUAGGCAUUUAGUUGCAAGUAAGCUGAUAAAUGCGACUAUAUGUAACUGAAUUCAAGAGUCACCGAGUUCCUUCAUUCACGCAAUUUUUAGACGAUAAUCUGUGUAUACGUUAUAAUAUGCGUCAAAGUAUUUUUUAAACUUGUUUAAGCCGUAAACCUAAGAUAUCGUGCGAACGAGACUUAUGUGCAUAAUAACUUUAGAUACAUAUACCUACUAUAACAAAGAAGAAAGAAAGAAAUUUAAUGUCUCGUCAAAAAUAUAUAUUCAUAUAUGCAAUUUUUCAAUAAAUCAUUUAGACUUUUAUACACUUACCUAAAUCACCAUCGAUUUAGAGCUGUGCCUUAAGAUAAAUCUCAUUUACAUUAAGGAUGCCCCGGCAAGUAAAAUUGUAUUACGUCUAUAUUACUAGAAACUUUCAAUUUAUAAACUUCAAGGGAAUAGCUUUAUUUCAGAACUGUGGUCAUUAUUGAACGAGAAUACAUGUAAUGAUCUUUGAUUCACUUUUCCCUCGUAUGCCUACCUUAGCCGUGAAAGCCUUGAUGGGGCGAUAUUUUCCUAUGAAACUUCUAUUGAUUUAA
This is a messenger RNA of Diprion similis, 2564 nucleotides long. RefSeq lists its product as uncharacterized. The transcript has 7 exons. The coding region runs from base 816 to 1829 and encodes 337 amino acids. The record is from RefSeq and is a predicted model, not a curated record. Lineage: Eukaryota; Metazoa; Arthropoda; Insecta; Hymenoptera; Diprionidae.